UGUCGCUGUCAUAGGCCCGAGCACCACUACAGGCACGCUGUUUGUUAUGCAAAUGGUAGGCUUGGUUGUUCGACACCUGCGUUCGUUGGUUUUCAUAGGCUAAGGCUUGAGCUCUGCUGUACAGGCACAUCGUUCGGUGAAAUGGUUCCUUCCCAAAUGUUAUCUUCCCUAUCCCCUUCCCUUCCCCGUAUCUUGUCACUCCGAGUCUGUGGUAUCGUUACGAUGCACUCCGUCCGUUUCUUUGUGGUCUGUGUGUAUGUCUCAUAUCUGUCUCGCUUUCUCUUGUGGAUAUUACACAAAGUCCGUCUUGCUUUUUGUUUUCGCCAUGCAUUGCCGCCAAAUCUGCCAGUGCUUACAACGUUGGUACUAAUGGGGCCCGUAUCUCUCGAAGUCUCCCGUGAUUUUCGGGGCGUUCAAGACAUGGAUAAGUCAAGAAGUCUUGUUUGAAGGAAUUGUCCGUACUUUAGGAAUCAUUACGCUUCACUCCUGUUCUUUAUUGUACCCCAUGAAGAGUCUCUACUCCGCGAGACGUAUGCAACCGUGCGAUCAAAACGGUACGAGCCUUCAUGGCCACGACGCAUGGCUUGCCAUGUCAAGGUCGUGGACCCGG
Molecule: messenger RNA, 610 nt
Organism: Desarmillaria tabescens
Lineage: Eukaryota; Fungi; Basidiomycota; Agaricomycetes; Agaricales; Physalacriaceae
Exons: 2
Coding region: 223-447 (74 amino acids)
Source: RefSeq, a predicted model, not a curated record